UUUCCGGGACCAGAUACACUGUUUUCCGACUUGCAGAGGUCGCCAAUCUCGCAGAUUCCAGGCUCGGUUUGCAUGCAUGCUGAUUGGAAUUGACUGUUUGAUCAGCUUUCAUCUAAAAUCUGCUGUUCCUAAUGUAUCACCAACCGGUGCUUAAAAACCGACGGACUCUGCUAGAAAGAGCGGAGAAGUUUGUGUCUGAUGUUUACUUCACCGAUUGCAACCUCCGAGGAAGACUCUAUGGAGAAACAUGCCCUAUGGAAUCGCUGUCGUCUUUCCUGACUCCAAAACGUAUGUCAUACUCUGAGGCAUUACAACAGACCUUUCAACCAUGCAAGGUUGGAGACAGCUUCGGGCCGACAUGGUGGACAUGCUGGUUUAAGGUGUCCCUGAACAUUCCUGAGACCUGGGAAGGGAAGGAGGUUCAUUUUCGAUGGGAGAUCGAUGGAGAGGGAAUGGUCUGGAAAGAUGGGCAGCCUUGUCAGGGGCUAACAAAGGAGGGUGAGAAGACUAGCUAUGUCUUGACCACAAGCCUCAAGAAUGAGGAACCUCACAGUCUCACCCUCUAUGUAGAGAUGGCUUGUAAUGGCCUGUUUGGGGCUGGGAAGGGGUCCAUGAUCGCAGCCCCUGACCCCAACAAGAUGUACACCCUGCAAAGUGCGGAGCUGGUUGUGUUUAACCGUGAUACCAGAGAGCUGCUGACAGACUUUGAGAUGCUCGUUGACGUCGUAAAGAUGCUCGGGGAGGCUGACCAGCGGGGCUACCAGGCAUUAUUCACAGUAAAUGAAAUGGUGAAUGUCUGUGACCCAGCCGACCCCUCCUCCUACCCUGCGGCUCGCUGCCUGGCCCUGAGGUUCUUCAGCCAGAGGAACGGGCAAAGUCAGCACACUGUCCAUGCCAUGGGCCAUUGUCAUAUCGACUCAGCCUGGCUCUGGCCGUACGAGGAGACGAUCCGAAAAUGUGCCCGUAGCUGGGUGACCGUGAUCCGCCUGAUGGAGAAGAAUCCCGACUUCGUUUUCACCUGUUCACAGGCCCAGCAGUUUGAGUGGGUGAAAGACUGGUACCCAGGACUGUUUGCUCAGAUCAAGACCUUUGUGGAGAGCGGCCGGUUUAUCGUAGUUGGAGGAACUUGGGUAGAAAUGGACGGCAACCUGCCUUCAGGAGAGUCCAUGGUUCGCCAGUUUCUGGAGGGCCAGCGCUUCUUCCAGCAGGAGUUUGGCGUGCACUGCAAAGAGUUCUGGCUUCCGGACACUUUCGGAUAUUCUGCACAGCUCCCUCAGAUGAUGCGCGGCAGUGGAAUCACACGAUUCCUGACUCAGAAGCUCAGCUGGAAUCUGGUCAACACGUUCCCUCAUAACACCUUCUUUUGGGAGGGCCUAGAUGGAUCCCAGGUCCUGACGCACUUCCCCCCCGGCAACACCUAUGAAAUGAAAGGCAAAGUGGAGGAUGUGAGUCAUAAUUUUGAGGAUACCUUUCAGCCCCAGGAAGGGCAGGCCUCUUCUGCUGACCGUAACGUUGCUUUUCAGCUUCUCAACACGGUUAGGAAUAACAAGGACAAGGGAAGGGCCAACCAUAGUGCGGUGCUCUUUGGCUUCGGCGAUGGGGGUGGGGGUCCCACACAACUCAUGCUGGAUCGACUUCAGAGAGUGCAGGACACAGAUGGGCUACCUAAGGUUCAGAUGUCUGGCCCCGAUAGGUUCUUCUGUGAGCUUGAGGCGGACUCCAGUCUCCUUUGCACUUGGUCAGGAGAGCUUUUUCUGGAGCUCCACAACGGCACCUACACCACACAGGCACAGAUCAAGCUGGGGAACCGCCAGUGUGAAGCUCUGCUGCAUGAUGUGGAGGUGGCCAGCAGCCUGGCCCAGUGCAGGAGCCCAGCCUUCCGCUACCCUGCCAGCACACUGCGGAGGCUGUGGAGACUCCUGCUCCUUAAUCAGUUUCACGACGUGCUCCCAGGCAGCUGUACGGAGAUGGUAGUGCAAGAUGCCCUGGCGUACUAUAACGAUAUCCGCAGCACCGGAUGCUCUUUGCUGAAGCAGGCAUGUGUGCUUCUGGCCGGGGAACAGGGUGGGGCCACAGCCGUCUUCAAUUCGCUGCCUUGGGAGCGGCAUGAGGUCGUGAUGCUGCGGGGCAGCACCGAGUUAGCCCUUGUGAAAGUGCCCAGUGUCGGCAUGGGCUCUGUGACAGACACCUUGCAGCCCGAGUGUCCUGUGUCAGUGACAGUCCAGCCUGACGGCACCUACCUCAUGGAAAAUGGCCUCCUACGUGUGGCUGUGGACAAGGCUGGCCGCCUGACCUCCCUCUGUCUGCUGAAGGUCAGCAGAGAAGCAAUUUCCGAUGGCUGCUAUGGAAACCAGUUCGUCAUAUUUGAUGACGUCCCUUUGUACUGGGACGCGUGGGAUGUGAUGGACUACCAUUUGCAGACCCGGAAGCCGGUAGUGGAGGCUGCCAGACCGGCAGUAAUUGUCAGCCCGGGGGGACUCCGUGGCAUUGUGUCGUACACUCUGAAGAUCAGCGAGCGGAGCUCCAUAACCCAGGAGAUUAUUCUGGAUGCAAUGUGUCCCUACGUGAAGUUCGACACUCAGGUGGACUGGGCAGAAUCUCACAAGUUCCUGAAAGUGGAGUUUCCGGUGCGAGUACGCAGCCCAAAUGCUGUCUAUGAGGUCCAGUUUGGCCACUUGCAGAGACCAACCCACAGGAACACGUCCUGGGACUGGGCACGCUUUGAGGUAUGGGGCCAUAAGUGGGCGGAUCUGUCAGAGCACGGCUUUGGGGUGGCACUGCUGAAUGACUGUAAAUACGGCUACUCUGCUGACCGGAAUACCCUCUCUCUGUCGCUGCUGCGUGCCCCAAAAGCUCCAGACGCGAACGCUGACAUGGGACAACAUCGCUUCAUGUAUGCAGUCAUGCCACACUCAGGUUCCUUCCAGGAUUCUUCGGUCAUCCAGUGUGCAUACAACCUUAACUUCCCCCUUCGACUUGUGCCCGACUCGCCCAGCUUCAGCUCCUGGAGCGCCUUCUCCAUCAGCUCUCCAGCAGUCAUCCUGGAGACCAUAAAACAGGCUGAAGACCAUGAUGACGCUCUUGUGGUUCGUCUGUACGAGUCAUACGGGAGCAGUGUGAGAGUGACCCUCAGCUCAUCUCUGAAACUCAGGAAGGUCUCACACUGUGAUCUUCUGGAGCGUCCUGUGCCAUCAAAGCCCUCCCCACUCACAGCUUCAGGAAUCAGCCUGGAUUUCACACCCUUUCAGAUUGUCUCUCUUCUGCUCUUCCUUGACUGAAGAUGCUUCUUUUAGCCUCACAACGGAGAGGCCUUACUUUUCAACCAACAAGUGAACACCCUGGACGGCAUUUUGAUUUAUACACAGCAAAUGUAGCUAUCGGAACAAUUCAUAGUGGGGGUGGCCUAUGAGAUAGGACUCUGUGCCUGUGAUCGGAACAGCUAAAUGAAUGAAUUAACGUAAUGAAAUAAAAGCCAAGUAAUGGAUGACUGCAUUAGUAAUGUAUUGCUUUUAAUGAAUCAAUAAUGUAUUUGUUAAAAUACCAAACAUUGACAAAAAUAAUACAGUCAAUAUCCAAGUGCAAAGUUGGAUUUUAAGUGUUUUUUUCUUUUAAUCAUCCUGAAACUGUUGCUCUCCGUACUGUUAGCUGCUCUCCGUACUGUUAGCUGCUCUUCCGGACUUUUAUGCUGGUCACUCCACCUUUUUUUUCUGCCGUCCUACUGUUAAAAAAAAAAUACAUUAAAAAAUCCUUAAUUUUUUUUUCUCUAACCUUUGAUACUUUCUACUUACAUAGUGUUUCAUUAUAAAGUUAAGCACAAAGACGCAAAUUCUGAUAUAUAUGUAGGUCGUUACUUAUGCUGUAAAAAGGUAGUUUCUAUUUUCUAAUCACUUGUGUGUUAAUAAGUGUGACAGUUGUGUAUGGACUGUGAGCAGGGAUCGUUUACAUCACUGGGCUACAUGGGUGUUUUACAUGUAUUUUUACUAAAGAAAAUAAUGCUUAAAAGUUUUGCCA
Messenger RNA from Brienomyrus brachyistius, 4011 nucleotides. It is a transcript of the gene man2c1, whose product is annotated as mannosidase, alpha, class 2C, member 1. NCBI's taxonomy places the organism in Eukaryota, Metazoa, Chordata, Actinopteri, Osteoglossiformes, Mormyridae. The coding region runs from base 132 to 3278 and encodes 1048 amino acids. The transcript is spliced from 25 exons. Gene Ontology annotation, molecular function: alpha-mannosidase activity; carbohydrate binding. Gene Ontology annotation, biological process: oligosaccharide catabolic process; mannose metabolic process. The record is from RefSeq and is a predicted model, not a curated record.